AUGACCGCCCCAGCAACCCAAUCUUCCAACGACCAACUACUUACACAACCUCAGCAAGCAAUCCAGCCCCCUUCUCCUGUGCUUGGUUUCGAUUUUGCUGGCGACACAUCACUCCCAGAUUUCAACCGCGAUCUUGACGAGCUCAUCGCCGCCAUGUCGCAACGUGCUAAUGGAGAGGCGCGCACGCCCGGAGGACGUAACCGUCGCUCAGAUCGCCUCAGUCAAAAGGCAAACUCUGUUGUUGCAGAUUCAGUUGUCACCAAUGCCACAGCUUCCGCCGCAGCGAAACGUACUACAACCACUUUAACCAAGGUCGCCAGUCGCAGAUCAAAUGCCUAUGGCGCGAGCGGUCGUACUGGUGCCCCAGAUAAGCUUCCAGCCGCUCCUGCCACAGGAUUCGCCCAGGCUAUGGAAAACCAGAUGGAGAAGUACGCCGACGAUGAGGAAGAGGAGGACCGUCAAAGCGAACAGCGAAAUCACGAAGAUGAAGGCGUGGAGGAACUUGGAAGUGAGCGCCAGUCGCGCUUCAUCAGGCAAAACCGCAACAGCCCCGCAUCGAAGUCAAAGGUCACUCCUGGCUACUCCUUCAUCGACAGUGAUGACUUCGACCACAGCGAUGAUGAUCUGGCGGCGUCUGUCGGCAAUACCACCAAGUCGUUCGGUCUUGCCCACGAGGCUGGUAUGCUAGUGUCCCAGGAUCCAUUCAUGGGCUCGCCUUUCGCCAAGCCUGCAGCAUCGAGCCGUAAACCUGACCUUACAACAUCUACCAACAACACAAAGUCGAACGGCGUCACUCACGAGGCUGCUACUUCGGGCGCACAAGAUCCGUUCGUCAGACCAGCAGUACCUAGUCGCAGACCUGCCAGUCGCACUGUAAAUGGAGCAAGGACCCAAGGACCUACCCCUGUUUUAUCUCAAAGUUCGGUCCGUAACAGGGCUUCAGUCCAGGCUCAGGUUCCUACUCCUGCCGAGAAUGCUAUCAAGGCACCCAUCCAAGGACAGUCCCAUAUCAGGGCAAACGUGCAGCGACCUACCGUACGCGCUCCGUCAGCUGAAAACGAAGGAUCUGUAAGAGAUCUAAUCGUCGAGGAGCAGACCAGACUUCAACAACAAGGCCCGCCAUCGCAGUCACAGCGACAGUCGGAGCGACGCCGCCCGCACCAAAAGGACAGAGUCGAGCUCAACGCAUGGCUUGGCGAUGUUGAACCAGAUGAGGUUGACGAGCCGGUAUGGGAAUGGAAAAAGCUUAUGAUUUGGGCGUUUGGUGGAUUGGCCGGGUUACUGCUGUUGAGCUACCUUAUCUCUUCUGCCACGGUGGCCACACCGUUCCCCGAAUCAGCCGUGCGAACGCCUGGAUUGGUGAAGGCUGUUGGCGCUCGAGUCAGCCACACGUAUGAGAAGAUUACCGAGUUCAUCCUCCCUCCGACCGAGCACAAACUCACCGAAGCUGAGCUGGCUCAAGCAUAUAAGAACAACGGUGACGACAACCUCUUAUGGGGCCGCAUGUCCAACAUCGACAAGCGGCUUACGCAGCGCGUAGAGGAUGUUCGUACAGAUAUGCGCACGACAAUCGAGGAUCUCAAGCAGGAGCUUCCUGAAGUCAUGAUUGUCCGCCGUAAUGAGGAUGGCUCUUCUGAAAUCACGGACGACUUCUGGAUGGCACUGACUGGCAAGACACGUUCGAGCAUGGGCGACAAAGAGUGGGCGCGCUACAUUGAACAAACCAAGACCAAGCUCGGCGAGCUUUUCGACACCACGGCCCAGCAGGAACGCAGCCACACUGAGAGCUGGCCACAGGCGGUCUCUCGUGAUGAGUUCGUCACCUUCAUGGAGCGCCGUUACGAGAACUUGACUGCUCAAGUCGACAAGAAGAUCGACGAAGCUAUCCGAGCCCAGAGCGCUCAAUUCAAGACGAUGGUGCAAGCAGAGGCUCGAAAGACCAUGAUGGACCAAAUCCGACUCAACUCUCUAGCGCAAGCCAACCUCGUCGCAAAUUACGAACUCCACCUCACCAAACCCAACUACUUCUCGCCUGGUCUAGGCGCCGUUGUCGAUCCAGACAUGUCAUCCGUAACAUACAACGACCGAGCUGGUCGACUCCACGGACUCAUCCGCCGCUGGACCUUCGUCCCUAAUCGCAACCCACCCAUGGCAGCGCUGACAAAGUGGGAAGAGCCAGGCGACUGCUGGUGCUCUGCCGGCCAAGCACCCGUUUCAAGCGGCCAAGCCCAACUCACCGUCAAAAUCCCACGUCCCGUGAUCCCCAAGCAGGUCACCAUCGAGCACGUCCCCAUGAGCAUGAUGCCAGCGCGCAACAUCUCCAACGCGCCCCGCGACAUCGAGCUCUGGGUCCAGACAGACGCGCCCAUCAACCCCUACUACUCCCACCGCCAGGUAACCUGCCGCGAUCCGCCACCACCCAGCUUCGACGGCCCCGCCUGGAAGUGCCUCGGAUCAUUCAAAUACAACAUCCACGCGUCCAACCACCUCCAGACGUUCGACCUCGCUGGCGAGCCGUCCGAACCCGUUUCGAAAGCCAUGGUGCGUGUGACGAGCAAUUGGGGUGCUAGUCACACGUGCCUGUACCAGGUCAGGCUACACGGGACGGAUGCAGAAAAGGACUUUGAGUACCCUGUGAGCCUAAUGGACUAG
Alternaria ventricosa is the source of this 2652-nucleotide messenger RNA. RefSeq lists its product as uncharacterized. The coding region runs from base 1 to 2652 and encodes 883 amino acids. The record is from RefSeq and is a predicted model, not a curated record. Gene Ontology annotation, molecular function: protein-membrane adaptor activity. Gene Ontology annotation, cellular component: nuclear envelope; meiotic nuclear membrane microtubule tethering complex. Gene Ontology annotation, biological process: nuclear envelope organization. Lineage: Eukaryota; Fungi; Ascomycota; Dothideomycetes; Pleosporales; Pleosporaceae. The transcript has a single exon.